UCCCGGUGGCUUCAGUGCUGCGCUAGAUCUUGAUCGGUUCGAAUGUAGUUAGGCCGUAGUGAACCGGGCGGAUAUCACCGUGUACAUUGAUGUGCCCUAGGAUUCUUACUGUUCCACUGAAAAAGUAAAUCGCUUAGUGAAUGUUGAUUCAAAAGUACGUGAAAUUGAGUGCUUUUUGGUGAUUGUCCAAUAAAAAUGAUCGUGAACGGUAAAUAUUUGUGUGUGAUAUCGUUGGUGAUAUUCUCGAUCAGUGGAAGUGCUUACACCGCACAGCGGUCGAGCCUGCGAGAAGAUGAAGGUAGUCCGUUUCUGGACAUGGCCUCGGAUUUCCUGCAAACGUUGGGCAAUCAAAAUGGGGGCGGUGGUGGAAAUGCGGCCGCAGGUCUAUCUGGGAUUGCUUCCAUGCUGCUCCCACUGAUGGCCAACGCUAAUGCUGGAGGAGCUGCUAAAUCAAACAACGAUGGCGUUGGAGCUAUUUUGUCCGGAAUUGGUAGCAUGCUGGUGAAUGCCAAUGGGGGAGGAAACAAUGGUGGCGGUGGUGGUGGUGGUAGUGGAUUCGAUCCUGCUCUAAUUGGAAACGUUAUUCAAAUGUUCGCUGGAGCGAAUGAGGAACAGCAACCACAACGCCAAACCAACAAACGCCAAAAGAGACAGAAGGCUGAUGAUGGUAACCCACUUCUCGAUACUGUUCUAACUGUUGCGCAGACCUGGUUGGCCAACUAUAAUAGCGUGGAUCGAGAUGAAGAGCAAGAGCAACAGCACCCUGGAAUCAAUGGCGAAGCAAUCGCCAAUCUUCUACCGCUAGCGGUUCAAGCCUUCCAGUCCUUCUCCGGGCCAGAAAUGGAGAAAACACAGGAGAAACAUAAGGAUCAUUCGUGGGUUCUACCUCCCUUUCUCGAGAACAUUCACGUCAUGUGGGAUCAGUUCACCCAGUCUGAACUAGCGGAAGCCAUCUGGACAAAGGUUGGACUCAACAAAGUAUUUAAAGGGUUCGUCGGUCGCGACGGCAAGCUGGACUAUGAUAGGCUUUUUGAUACCCUGCAGAACCAGUCCUUCCGUCGACGGUGGAUAAAGGCGGCCACUAUCUAUCUAGCCGAUUGGGCUCACUACAUCGCAAAUCCGGAGGUUUACCAAAGGUACGUUGCCACCGGCCAAAUGAUGGUCAAUGGCUUCCUCCAGUCGCGCGGUUACCCUAAACAGACCCUGCUAGAUAUCAACCGACCAAGCGACACCAUCUCGAGUCUUAUCGAUCACACCGCCAAGAAAUAUCUGCAGGUUAAGAUAUCGUCCAUCACGUACGUUAAACCUGCGGUCAGUUACGUCAAGGAUCUUCUGAAACUAGGCAAGGCGAAACAGUUCCUGCAACAGUACAACGUAACGGAGCUAACGGACAAGCUGACCGACACGUUCAAUCUCGAGGUGAUUGAACCGGUACUGAAAGUUCAUCGAGCCUACCGGCAAGCGAUCCAAACGCCACACUGCGAUAAGUACAUUCUGUGCGAAAUCAAUUCGCACGAUCCGAACGAGCAGCUCGGUCUCGGCGGCUUCAAGCGAGGUGUUACCAAGUUUGGUAGCAUGGCCGCUUCCUGGUUCAUUAGUCAGCAAACGCAGACGCCCUUCUGGACGCUGUUCGCUAUCAUCAAUGAUCCGCACAAUUGUCAGCACAAACACCCGGUCGAUUGUUGGGAAUUCCACGAGAAUGAAAGCAAAGUGACCACCGAAUAUCCACACAAUGAGCUGUAAGAUGGAAAGCAGAACCGAUUCCGGAGGGAAAAAACUCGUUGUUCAGAAAAAAGACAAAAAUUGUGAUUGUUCAUAGAAAAAGGCAGAAAAUCGGGCGGUCCCUCAGGGAAAAAAUCCUACAUCGAUUUGAAAUCUACAUUUGAUAAUUUAAUAAGUCGUUUCAAGUAGAAGAAGAAAAGUUUGAUUACAAGCGGUGUAAUUCUAACGCGAUGCAUGUUUUCGAGAGAAAAGCAAAACAGCUGAAACGUGUCUAUCUGCGUAACGGUAUUCGUUGUUUGGCUAGACGCGUAAAACGAGGGAAUAGAUAUUGUACAUUUCCAUAUUGAAUGUAAAUUUCAAACGGUUUACGAGGGCUUUCGGGUGAAUCGAUGGGGAUCGCAUUCAAAAACAGGAGAAAUCCAAUAAAAAUAAUUUAAUUGAAAAACAA
Molecule: messenger RNA, 2170 nt
Organism: Toxorhynchites rutilus septentrionalis
Lineage: Eukaryota; Metazoa; Arthropoda; Insecta; Diptera; Culicidae
Exons: 4
Coding region: 196-1743 (515 amino acids)
Source: RefSeq, a predicted model, not a curated record